Nicotiana tabacum (common tobacco) is the source of this 711-nucleotide messenger RNA. The record is from the annotation of a RefSeq genome assembly. Lineage: Eukaryota; Viridiplantae; Streptophyta; Magnoliopsida; Solanales; Solanaceae.
AUGACAAGAAGAUAUUGGAACAUAAAUUUGGAAGAGAUGAUGGAGGCAGGAGUUCAUUUUGGUCAUGGUACUAGGAAAUGGAAUCCUAAAAUGGCGCCUUAUAUUUCUGCAAAGCGUAAGGGUAUUCAUAUUACAAAUCUUACUAGAACUGCUCGUUUUUUAUCAGAAGCUUGUGAUUUAGUUUUUGACGCAGCAAGUAGGGGAAAACAAUUCUUAAUUGUUGGUACCAAAAAUAAAGCAGCUGAUUCAGUAGAGUGGGCUGCAAUAAGGGCCCGGUGUCAUUAUGUUAAUAAAAAAUGGCUUGGCGGUAUGUUAACGAAUUGGUCCACUACCGAAACAAGACUUCAUAAGUUCAGGGACUUGAGAAUGGAACAAAAAACAGGGAGACUCAACCGUCUCCCGAAAAGAGAUGCUGCUAUGUUGAAAAGACAAUUAUCUCGCUUGCAAACAUAUCUGGGCGGGAUUAAAUAUAUGACAGGGGUACCCGAUAUUGUAAUCAUCGUUGAUCAGCACGAAGAAUAUACGGCCCUGCGAGAGUGUAUUACUUUAGGAAUUCCAACAAUUUGUUUAACCGAUACAAAUUGUGACCCCGAUCUCGCAGAUAUUUCAAUUCCAGCGAAUGAUGACGCCAUAUCCUCAAUCCGAUUAAUUCUUAACAAAUUAGUAUUCGCAAUUUGUGAGGGUCGUUCUAGCUAUAUAAGAAAUCCUUGA